Molecule: messenger RNA, 5323 nt
Organism: Pomacea canaliculata
Lineage: Eukaryota; Metazoa; Mollusca; Gastropoda; Architaenioglossa; Ampullariidae
Product: protein fem-1 homolog B-like
Exons: 1
Coding region: 357-2264 (635 amino acids)
Molecular function (GO): protein binding
Source: RefSeq, a predicted model, not a curated record
ACAUUUCCUGUCUUAGGAUAUUUAUUACUGUAGAAAUCAUUUCGUGUGUGUGUGUACAAGCGCAUGGGCGGGAUCUGUUAUGUUUAGAUACUCCUAGUCAUUAUCACUUUUAUCAUUUUAUCCUUAUCGAAACAGGAAAAUCUGAUUUUUUUGUAGAUGUCCUUGCUGCGAACAGUUAAUCUAAUGUGCGUGGUAAGAAACGUAACUCUCAAUCAAAAUUAAGCGCAUGCGCAAUGUUGCGAACGUAAAGGCUAUGGCGACUGUCUGAGAAUGUGUUGUCUGUAACAGUGUUACAGCAUUGGCUUCCCUCACGGGGUUUCUUUCUUUGAGGUCAUCAGCAUUUCAGUCUUUGAAAGAUGGGAUCGGAGUUUACUCCAGAAAUGAUAACUUCUCUGAAGGGAAAAGUGUAUGUUGCUGCUAGAGAUGGAAUGGCCAUCAGUAUUUUUGCAAUGCUCUGGAACUUAGAUCGGCAUAUCGUCAAUGAUGUUCUGGAACACCAUACGGAAGAAGAUGGUCAGCGUACAACCCCACUUAUCAUUGCCUCAAGGAAUGGGGAGGAAAAAGUCGUGCAAGUACUGCUGAGUAAUUUUAGCGUGAAUAUCGAACAGAGUGGUGUUGUGAAAUUCGAUGGCUACGUCAUUGAAGGAGCUACGGCUCUGUGGUGUGCAGCUGGUGCAGGACAUUUCGGUGUCGUGAAAUGCCUGAUUGAACACGGAGCAGAUGUCAAUCAUCCGACACAGACUAACUCAACUCCGCUUCGUGCAGCUUGUUUCGAUGGUAGGUUAGACAUUGUGCGUUACUUAAUCGACCACCAUGCUGAUUUGACAAUUGCAAACAAAUAUAACAAUACUUGUCUGAUGAUAUCUUGUUACAAGGGUCACAAGGAAGUGGUAACAUACCUUCUUGAAAAAGGUGCCAACCCAGAUUGUAAAGCACACUGUGGGGCAACAGCUUUACAUUUCUCGUCAGAGUGUGGUCAUGUGGAAAUUGUGAAAGAAUUGAUUCGUUUUGGUGCAUCAAUGCUAAAAAAUGAUCAUAACAUGACACCACUGACCAUAGCAGCAGAAUGUGGAAAAGAAGAAGUUGUAGAAUAUCUCAUAUCCCUUCCAGACUGUACUAGAGAGGAGAAAAUUGAUGCUCUGGAACUUCUUGGGGCUUCUUUUGCAAAUGACAAAGAAAACUACAAUCUUCAGAAGGCAUAUCACUAUCUUCACUUAGCAAUGAUUGAAAGGUAUAGAGAUCCCCGCAGAAUAAUUAAAAAACCAAAGUAUUUACCUGUUCCUGCAUAUGAAAACCAUAUAGAGUGUCAGACACUUUCAGAACUUGAAGGCAUUGAGCACAAAAGUGGUAGUAUCCAUAUGGAAUCAUUAACAAUUAGAGAACGAAUUCUUGGUCCUGAUAACCCAGAGGUUCCGCAUCCAAUAAUAUUCAGAGGUGCUGUCUUUGCAGAUAGUGCACGAUUUGAUCGGUGUAUAGCUUUAUGGUUACAUGCCAUGGAACUACGUCAACGGAAUAAUCGCACUAUAUCAAAGGAUUUACUACGUUUUUCUCAAGUAUUUUCACAAAUGGUACAUCUGGGAGUGCAGCUUGAUUUUGUGCAUGUUGAGGGAGUAUUUAGUCAUGCAGUGAUGGAGCUUGAACGUGAUAUGCAGAGAGCUCAUAGAGAUGAUGAUGAUAAAGAUACAAUGACAGAAAUAUACCAGGCCAACAUACAUACUUGUCUGUAUCUUUUGGUUAUUGCCAUCAAGAUUUUUAAGUCAAGGGAAGAGGUUGAACGUUUGCAUCGCUUAGUCUAUCUGUUUUUAAAACAGCGGCCUGCACUCAAGAAUGGCUAUACACCAUUGCACAUGGCAGUGGACAGUGCUACACUUGUAGAUGAUUUUCAUGUCAAUGAUAUAGUGAAGUUUCCAAAUUAUCAUUUGGCUAUCAUGUUGGUUGAUUGUGGGGCAGAUGUCAAUGCACGUGAUCAGCGAGGCAAUACACCAUUGCAUAUCAUUGUUCGUUACUCAGAGCCCAUCAGUGACUUUGAAACUUUGCUGCAGAUCAUGCUUGUAUUGAUUAAAGGUGGAGCUCAUAUGGACAUAUGCAAUCAUGAACGCAGGACGCCAGUACAGUGCACAACAACAGGGGUAGCAGAGGUUAUACUGAGACAACAUAACCAACUGUCAUUGAAAUGUCUUGCAGCUAGAAUUGUCAGAGAGCACAAUAUCCCAUUUCAAUCAUAUGUACCGCCAUUUUUAGAAGAUUUUAUACAAAUGCACUGACAAUACAAAUUUUAGUUUCGAGCAGGAUAAACAUUGGUCAUAAUUUACAUGGUGCACAAUCCAUAAACUUGAGGCCAAUAAAAUUAUAGAGGAGUCCCUUAUACAUGACUGUUAACAUCACAUAAGAUAUUCAUGAAAUUUACUUACUUUCUUUGUAAAGUAAGAAAUUCCUUUACUUUGCAUCCAUUUUACCAGUUGACCUGAUUGCUGAGCAUAAGAUCAAAGAGUUCUAUUCAGGAAUCAAAAUCAAAGAUUUUAAACUUCAAGUUUUUUGGGGGAUUGUACCAUUAACACCAAAAACCAUGGCAUACUUUGGUUUUUGUAAUGGUGAUGAUGGUAUAAGCAGUGAUGACAUGAUGUGCCAAAAGAUUACACAAUAGGACAUAAGUACAGCAUAAUUUUUUUUUCCCUGAGUGUGUUAUUUUCAGUUCUUUAUAUCAGCCUGGAAAUAGAUCAUUAUAUUGAUAACAUAAUGAUCUUCCUGCUGUGUAACUGAAAUUUAUGUAUCUCAGUUUUUGUGCAUUAAUUAGAUGAUUGUGACACAACUGAUGAUGAAGAACGUAAUAUAUCUCUAAAGUACAAGAAUCUUAAGAUGAUUUCUUAACAUUCAGUGAGACAGACCCUGGUUUGUUUGUUGAUAAAUAAUAAUAAUAACAAUAAUGAGGAUUUAUAUAGCGCCUUUCCAAAAAUUUUCUCAUAGUGGUUUACAUAAAUCAUACAUAGACUAAAUUAUCAGCAACCAACACGCUAACUUAUCAGUAACCAACACGCUUGCUUCUACAACAUUCUCUCAUACACGAAAUAAAUUACAGACACAUGCUCAUAAUAAGGAGAGGGUCAUAGUGAAGUAAUUUAUACAGCUGAGUGAAAAGUUAUUUGCCUAUGGUAACCUUUUCACAUUGUCAUAAAAUGCAAGCACAAAAUCUUAAUGUUAAAAAAGUCAAGCUUUAGUCAAUGGAAAACAUAAGGAGACAAAUUCUGCUAUGGUCUCCUGUUUUAAGUAUGAUUGAAAGCAGCUAUUUAUCUCUGUAUUAGAAUCCAUGGUCUUUGUAAUUAUAAUAAACUAAUAAGUUUUUUCCUAUUUACAUCAAAAGAUUGGACUCUUCUGUCUUUUCUGUAUCUUCAUUUAAAUCAAAUGUGUAUAAUAGUCUGGCUUUCUAGUCAGUUUACUUGUGAAAAAGUCUAGGGUUUGCAGAAACUAUGUAGGUUAUCAUGCAUGUAGCACAGGGGUGGACAGAGUACGGCCCACAGACCAUCUGAAUUGACAUUAUGAAUAACAAUAACACUAGUGAGUAGCAGAAAGACUGUUUAGUUAAGACUGACAUUUUAUUUUGUUUUAAAAAUAAAUAUUAAACCUUAAAGAUGCACCCGAUCAACUUAUUUUUGAACCAGCCAUUUACACAAUUGACUUGGCUGUAGGUAUAUCAUAAUCAUAUGCACCCUUCAUACUUUGCUACUCUUAAUGUUAUUGCUUAGUUCAGGCGUGCACAUGUUUCUUAAUCUCAGUGGUAGAUAUUUCAUUACCAAAUUAACUAUGCUGGGUGCUAAAUCUAUAAAUUAUUUUGCAUGACUAUUGAAUAAGGGUUUAUGAGCUAUAUACUUUUUACUGGGGUAAUGAUAACUACAGAUUCUCUUCUUUGCAAACAUUUUUACUUCUCAUUUAAGUUUUAUUUUGCUGGUAUUUUUCUAGUCUCUGCUGCCAAAUAAUACUUUAUAAAUUUAUGAACCAAUUAAUGUUCGUAAAUUAACACAGAUAGCAAUGAUAUAGUGCAUUUAUUUCAAAGUGAUCACAGUUUUAAAGUCAUUUUAUUUGCUUGGUUGAUUCCGUUCUGAUACAUAGGUACACAUAAUAAUUCCCUGCUAGAUUUUCAUGUUCAGUCCAUUCAUCAGUAAACUAAAAACUACAUUAAAAAAUUAAGAUACUUUAUACUAAUUCACUGUACACCGUAAAGUGUAAAGUAGACACUAAAAAAAUGGUUUUCUCUUCAAUCAGCUUAUCCUUUAAUCAUCUUAAGGUGUGCCAUUACCUUCUCUUUGAUACUUAAAGAUAAAACUUAGUGUGUGAAAAUGUCACUGUAGAGUAUGAUAAUUUGGAAAAAUACUUACAUGAUUGAUAAAAGUUCUAGUUUUGAAAUGAUUUGUGCUAAGUGGUUACUUUUUAAAAAAAAUCAGAGCAGUGUUUUCAUGAUUUGAUGAAAUUAGCUUAUUGUUGAAGGACUGGUUUCAGUAGGUGCAGAACUCAGUAGGACAUUGCAUUUCUUUAUGGGUGCACCUGCUGCUUUUCUUCUCUUGCCCAUCUCGUCAAGUUGUCACCAUCUUACACCUUUCUAGAAACAUGCACAUGAAGACAUAACCAAUAGUUUUGUUUUUAACUUAAUAAAGCAAUUUCCUUUUCAUUAUUGUAAAUUGUAUCUUUAUUUUAAACAUUUUUAGAAAAUUGUCAGCAUGUCUUUCAUAAAAACAAAAAUUCAAAAUUAGCAUUUGUGGAUGCAAUCUGUCUAGAAAUAACUUUUAACUGCUGUACUGAUGUGACAGUUUUAAAAGCAGGUGUAGUCUUCCCUGCCUUGGACAAAGGUCUUUAACUUCUUCACUUGCUGAAAAUGCUCUUCAGAAUUUUUAAUGAAUUUGUAUUUCUCACUUUAUGUGCAGUGUGAUAUGUGUGUAUGUAUCUUUGUGGGUGUUUACUUGACAUAACUUUCUUAUCUGGGAGAUGUAUUUUGGUUUGUAAACAUUUUCUCUGCAUAUCCAAAACAAUAUGUAAUGAUGAAAUUUCCUGCACGUCUAAUGUUGCAGCUUGUGACUAUGGGUAUAGUUGAUGGACUGAUAGCAGAAUCAGCAUGAUAAUUUGCACGAUCUUGCAUGAGCUUUGAAGAUGUAGAAAAAUGUUGGGCUGUUACAUGAUAAACAUUUUUGUUUUUAUUUACUGUCAGUUUCAGGAGGAUGUAAAUGUUUAUAUGUAUGGUCUCUAUGGGUGCAAAUGUGUGUGCAUGCUGGUUUAGAAAAUGUAUUUCUAUUUGCAGGUACAUUAUUGUUUCUUCCAUAAAAAUGAAGUUGUGUUA